AUGCAGCUCUUGGAACUCCCUCUGGACAUCUUGAAGAUUGUCAUUAAGUUCACAGUACAAGAGCUCAGGUUGAAGUCAAUGAAAACCCGCCUUACAUGCCGCACGUUUGCAAACGAAAUCUUCGACGCUGUAAUCACAACAAGAGUCAUUGAGGACGCUGCGAUAUAUUCUCUGGGCCUGUUCAGGAUCGCCUACCACCACAAUGUGAUUGCACGAUACCUCUACCACCGGGUUUGUACUGAUGGAUCUGUCACCCAUCCUUGGAUUACUACUAUUCGCGAGACCAGCCAGAUGCUUGCGCAGCAUACUAGUUUGGAGAAUGACGCUGCGCGAGUUGAGCUGAUAGAGCGCGGCGCUUGCUUAUGCUUGGCUGUGAACGCAGGCUGUGGCGUGUUCAGGGUAAUGAAGAGAGAAGAAAAGGAUGACAGAGCCCAACUUGAGGGUUGCACUUGGGCCAACUGCCUUGCUAUAGCUGCAUGGAUUGGUGACAAGACUCUGGUAGAGGCGCUCAACAAGGGAUCGGAUCCACCAUCGUUCUUCGGAAGACCAUCAUGGGCUGCGGCCGCCCAAGGGCAUGCCGACAUCUUGCAGUUCUUCCUGGAUGAAGGCGCUUUGCCCUACGAGCCCACUUUCGUUGCAGGCCCGAACUUCAGUCGCUCCAAGAGCCCUCUCGGUGCGGCCGCGUACAUGGGCCAGGAAAACACUGCCCGUCUCUACAUACGGCCGCCGUACUAUUGCUCUGAGACGCAGCUCGAGGAGAAAACUGCCGUUUACUUUGCAGCGCAAGGCAACCAGCCCACAACUCUCAAAGUUCUACUGGAACACUGCAGGGAAAAUUCAACGCCGCAAGAGUUCCUGUCCAUCAUCGAUGGUGCCCUCGUCUGGAGCUGUAGACGCGGGGCCACCAUUUGUGCUCAGAUUCUCUUGGACUAUGGCGCCGAUGUAAACGAGUCAGACACUGCUCCACGCUCGUGUCUACAGCUAGCUGUGAUUGCUGGCAAUGCGCCAAUCGUCAAGAUGCUGCUCGAUGCGGGCGCUUCGCUUGAGGCAGACGGCAUGGUUCACCGGCGUUCCUCUACAAUAUUGACGCAAAGGAAGCGUCAAAAGGAUGCAUUGACAGAGGCUUACCGUAGGGACAAUACGGCGAUUAUAAAAAUGAUAGAGGACCGACGAGAGCUGAUUAGGGAGGGGCUUCUAAGGUAG
This is a messenger RNA of Venustampulla echinocandica, 1203 nucleotides long. RefSeq lists its product as uncharacterized. Gene Ontology annotation, molecular function: protein binding. NCBI's taxonomy places the organism in Eukaryota, Fungi, Ascomycota, Leotiomycetes, Helotiales, Pleuroascaceae. The record is from RefSeq and is a predicted model, not a curated record. Bases 1 to 1203 code for a protein of 400 amino acids. The transcript has 2 exons.